Molecule: messenger RNA, 1182 nt
Organism: Fraxinus pennsylvanica
Lineage: Eukaryota; Viridiplantae; Streptophyta; Magnoliopsida; Lamiales; Oleaceae
Source: the annotation of a GenBank genome assembly
AUGUCAACCGUCACGAGUGAACAAAUCAGGAUCAGUGGCAAGAAGAAAAGAUUGUCAAUCACACCAGCCUUAUGUGGGACCCUUCCGCCAUUCACGGCAACGAUUACAUUCGUCAAAAGAAGUUCCAAAAUAACUUUAGAAGCUCGGAAAGUUCAGAAUUUACAAGUUAAGGAUAAGGACUUUCCAUUUAGUUACUCUUCCAUGGAGACAAUGAGUUCAACUGCUUCAAUGCCCUUCCCUAGGCAGCCAACCAGUUAUGAUGAGAUUUCUAUGCAACAGAGCAUGCUCUUCUCUGAUAGCCUCAUGGAUUUGAGAAAUCUCAGGAAACAACUCUACUCAGCUGCAGAAUAUUUCGAGUUUUCUUAUACCAACGAUGACCAGAAACAUAUAGUGGUGGAUACAUUGAAGGAUUAUGCCGUCAAAGCUCUUGUCAAUACUGUAGACCAUUUGGGCUCUGUGUCCUACAAGGUGAAUGAUUUGUUGGAUGAACUGGUUGACGAAGUUUCCGGAACAGAGCUUCGGUUACCAUGUAUCGAGCAGAGGUUAAGGACAUGCCAGGAGUAUAUUGAUCGUGAAGGCAUUUCUCAGCAGUCACUCAUGAUAAACGCUCCCAAGUACCAUAAUCGGUACAUCCUGCCAGUGGGGGAGACUAUGCAAGGUGCAAUCCAUACUAGGUCAAAUUACCAAGGAUGCAACCUAGAUGAUGAAGAUGACUGGCAUCAGUUGAAGAAUGCUAUUCGAGCUACAAUUGAAGAUACUCCAUCAUCUGUAGUCAUUAAAGGACGCUCUCGUUCACCAUCUCCACGACUUGCUCAGCAACCUGGAAACUUCUCGUUCUCAGGCACCAUCACCAGAAAAGAUUUAGAAAAACGAACAAUGUCACCACUCCGGUUUCCCCUUUUGCGUUCGGGAUCUUUCUCAAGUAAGCCGAACACACCAAAAAGUUCAAGGCCAACAACCCCAAACCGGAGUCGGCCAACCACUCCAAAUCCCUCGUCCGGAAGACAACAGUACAUAUUGGAACCUCGCAAAUCUGCUUCAAUGCGCAUCUAUUUCGAUAAAGAAAGCCCGAAAGAUAUAGAACAAUCUCCGAGCAAAAGUAAACGCCUUUUAAAGGCAUUGCUCAGUCGACACAAGUCAAAGAAAGACGAGAUGUUAUACACUUAUUUGGAUGAAUAUUAA